Molecule: messenger RNA, 1845 nt
Organism: Chara braunii
Lineage: Eukaryota; Viridiplantae; Streptophyta; Charophyceae; Charales; Characeae
Source: the annotation of a GenBank genome assembly
CAGCUGUAGUGGAUGUUUUCAAUAUUAUGCCUCGCAAUUCACCUCGAUGGUGGGUCAUGCGUCGCACUGGUGGUGCAUGGAAGGACCUCGAGGUUACGGACGAUGCUGAGGACGACUACUAUGUCAGCCUUUUGCGAAUGAAGAGAUCCACCUUUAACCGCCUUCUCUGGGUCUUCGCACCGCAUCUGCAGAAACAAGUUACGAGGUGGAGAAGGCCUUUGCCACCGGCACAGGUGCUGGCUUACGCGUUGCAUCGAUGGGCACAUGGCGACGCUCAUCUGCACAGCACAUCCAUGUAUGGCAUGGGCAAAACAAGCGGCCUGCGGGCUGUUCGCGAUGUGGCUGAGGCCAUCAUACGCUGUUUUGGAGACGCAGUUGGGUUUGGGACAUAUGAGGAGCGGCACCGUCGGAUGCAGAAGUUUGCUGCCCUUGGUUUCCCGAACUGUUGGGGGUGCAUUGACUGCACACACGUGUUUGUCGACAAACCGAAAAAAAAGGACGGAGACGAUUUCAUGGGCGGUCACAAGAAACGGUUCUCUAUCGUCGCUCAGUUGGUGUUCGAUACGGAGUUGCGGAUUCUCGAUCUGUGUUACGGGUUUCCUGGCACUGUAGCCGAUGGUCGUGUGCUGAGGAACUCUUCUUUGUGGCGGGGGGCCGUGGCUGGGGAGCUGUUUGCGCCUGACCAUAAAGGUCCAACCCGGCACUUGCGUCCCGAAAUUCCGGGAGUGCCUGGGGGAUACCUGCUCGACGAUAAUGGAUAUCCUACUCUGGCUUGGCUUGUGGUUCCGUACGGGCACAGUGGUGUGGAACCACACACGAAGAUUUUUGACAGUAGGCACAAGGUUGUACGUUCUCUUGUCGAGCGCGGCAUCAGCCUCUUCAAAAUGCGGUUCCUGUAUUUCUACAGGCCUCACGUGUGUGAUCUCAAGAUCGAAGGAGAAGAGUUCCAUGCCGCGUGCAUAGUGCACAACUUGCUUCAGGACUGGGGUGACCUUCCGGAGGAGUACCUGCAGCCACCAGAUACUAAUAGUGGCACACAACYUCCAUUCAGUAGAGCAGUUGCAGGUGAUUUGCGUGCGAAUCUGAGUGACGCUCUUCUUAGUGCGCAUCAGGAGUUGUCUUUCCUGCAUAGAUACCUCGUCAAGCAAGGAGAUGACAUAACGGUUGUUGUGAAGGACGACGAUCAGCAAUGGCGUGAUGAACACAACCAUAGCCAUUAUUGUGCAAGAAGAUGGUGCAAGACGGUUGAUGCAAGACUUCGGCAAUCUCGUCUGAACGUUCGAACUUGGUGCGACGAUGUCCUCCAGAAGCUAACAAGAUGGAAGGCAAAAUACGAAAGUGCAAACAAAGAGAUUCAAAUAUUGAAGGAGGACAAUGAGGACCUGCAGGGGCAGGUCCUUGAUGCGCGUGAGCAGCAUCAUUAUUUGCAGACGCAGCUGCAAGAUGCUAUCAUUGUCAUCCAGGAGGCUCGUGAUCAGCGGGAUCUGGCAUGGCACUGUUAUGAUGAGCGUUUCGGGGAGAUGGCAAAUCCUGCAGGUGAUGUGGAAGCCCUUUCCUCCGAAGUCGCUGUGGUGAGCUUGGAAGAAGAAGCUCAUGGCGAAGCUCAUGGCGAAAACGGUUCCCGGGAGGACGGUGAGCCGACGAAAUGCAAGUUGUGCUCGUCCUUGCAUUCAAAAGUUGAAGAACUAAGACAUAAGCUGGAGAAUAUGGAGCAGGUUAACAGCCUCCUGCAGGAGCCGCCUUCUUUCUGGAAUGAGGUUUUUGACUGGUGAUUGUAUGGGACGGCCCAUCCGGGGGGGGGAGGGGGCUUGUGCGUUCUAAUCAUCACCGUUGAUCUUAGGCAUA